This is a messenger RNA of Nematolebias whitei (Rio pearlfish), 1380 nucleotides long. RefSeq names its product solute carrier family 6 member 2 (gene slc6a2). The record is from RefSeq and is a predicted model, not a curated record. Gene Ontology annotation, cellular component: neuron projection; neuronal cell body membrane; presynaptic membrane. NCBI's taxonomy places the organism in Eukaryota, Metazoa, Chordata, Actinopteri, Cyprinodontiformes, Rivulidae. Gene Ontology annotation, molecular function: norepinephrine:sodium symporter activity; dopamine:sodium symporter activity. Bases 97 to 1380 code for a protein of 427 amino acids. The transcript is spliced from 8 exons. Gene Ontology annotation, biological process: dopamine uptake involved in synaptic transmission; sodium ion transmembrane transport.
CCCAGCGCAGCGCCUCAGACCGUUAGCUGCUCCAGAACCCGCAGGGGGCUGUGAGAGCAUCGCGCCGGCGUGGGCUUCGCACGCACCGCUGACAAGAUGAACAUCCAGGUCCAACCAGAGCACAAGCUCUCGUCGGUCGCCCCGCUCAAACAGUGCAAUGUGGAGAAAAAAGAGGUGGAACUCAUACUGGUGAAGGACCAGAACGGAGUCCAGUACACUAGUACCUCCAUCAUCCCCGCGCCGGGGCUCCUGGCAACCGAGGAAGAGCGAGAGACCUGGGGCAAGAAAAUAGACUUUCUCUUGUCGGUUAUUGGCUUUGCAGUGGAUCUGGCCAAUGUUUGGAGAUUUCCAUACCUGUGCUACAAAAACGGUGGAGGUGCCUUCCUGAUCCCCUACGUUCUCUUCUUGGUAAUUGCGGGGAUGCCAUUGUUUUACAUGGAACUUGCCUUGGGUCAGUACAACAGAGAAGGAGCAGCGACAGUGUGGAAAAUAUGCCCCGUCUUUAAAGGUGUGGGCUACACGGUUAUUAUCAUAGCUCUGUACGUUGGUUUCUACUACAAUGUCAUCAUUGCCUGGUCCCUCUACUACCUGUUCUCCUCCAUGACACGCGACCUUCCAUGGCUCACGUGUGGCAACAGCUGGAAUAGUCAAAACUGCACCGACCCCAAAUUAAUCAAUGCGUCUACCCUCGGCAACGGCACAUCAUACGCCAAGUACAAGAUCACCCCAGCGGCAGAGUACUACGAACGAGGCGUUCUGCAUCUCCAUGAAAGUAGGGGAAUCCAGGACCUGGGCUUGCCCCGCUGGGAGUUAACUUUGUGCUUGGUCGUGGUGGUCUUCAUCCUUUACUUCAGUCUGUGGAAAGGUGUCAAGUCAUCAGGAAAGGUUGUGUACAUCACAGCUACUAUGCCCUAUAUUGUCCUGUUUGUGUUGCUCAUCAGAGGCAUAACUCUACCAGGAUCUAUGAAUGGCAUCAGGGCCUACCUCAACAUUGACUUCAACAGACUCAACAAUCUGGAGGUGUGGAUUGAUGCAGCAACUCAAAUAUUCUACUCUUUGGGAGCAGGAUUUGGUGUGCUCAUUGCAUUUUCCAGCUAUAACAAGUUUAACAACAAUUGCUACAGGGAUGCUCUCUUGACCAGCACUGUGAAUUGCGUCACAAGUUUCUUCUCAGGGUUUGCCAUCUUCUCUGUGCUUGGAUAUAUGGCAGAAAAACAUAAGGUGAAAGUAGAAGAUGUAGCAACAGAAGGGGCAGGUUUGGUGUUUAUCAUCUACCCAGAGGCAAUAUCAACCCUACCCGGCUCAACAUUUUGGGCAAUUGUGUUCUUCAUCAUGUUGCUGACUUUGGGCAUUGACAGCUCGGUGAGUAUGACCACUUAA